UUUAAAAUAUCUUUUAUUCCGGUGUGGGAGCCCUUUCCGCCAGCCUUUCCCCAGACCCGGGCCACGCCCAUCUGCAAGCCCUGGAGAUCCGGCCGAAAGUUAAUGUACCCCAACAGCCUCCGAGGCGAAUAAAGUACACGGACAGACGCGCACACGUGCACGUGUGUACGGACGGGCAGGACUCGUGCAGCCACCCACUCGCCGGGAAGGCACCUGCAAGAGCUGUUAAAGUGUCAUUGGGUUGUUGUCAUAGUCAUUGUCAACGUUGUCGUUAUCUUUAUUUCACAUCAACGACAUAGUCAUCAUCAUCAUCAUCGUCAUCGUCAUCGUCAUCGUCGUCGUCAUCGCCGUUCGUUGGAAUCUCUCGGAUGCAGUCUGCCACUGCCGCUGUCCGAGCCGUUUGCCCAUCUAGCUAUUUUUUGGAGGGACUCAGGGAUUUUCCAACCGCAUUUUCAUUAUUUUUAGAAAGGGGUGUAACGUUCUUUGAGAACAAUUCAAUAUUUUACAAUGCAAUUCAGAAGAGAAUGCACUGGACAGCACUGGGAGCGAGUGUCGGAGCUCCUGACCAGGACCCUGCGCCCCUGAACCCCUUCCAAGGCCCUAACCGAAACGUUCCAGGAGUUGGUCCAAGGCUCAUCAUCAUUGUCGACAACAGCAUUGCCGACAACAAACAACAAUGCCGGCAACAACAGGAACAACAACGGGCCGCCCUCAUCAACAAUUUGCAGUAAGAAAAACAGGAAAAGCGACCACACACACACGGACAUGUCACCCACAGACCAACACACACCGAUACAGAAGCCAUUAGCCGGCGAACAGCAUCUACAUAUUAACGUUACGGAUAUUUUCCUACCAAAUUGCAAACACGGAGAGAACGUUCGUUGCACAGCUCAGUGAUCUAAACCAAUUGCCGGCACCAAAGAACCGGGGUCCGAGGCGGGCGGCGGCAUGGCAAGGGAGGGAAAGACGGGACUCGGAUGCCCACUUCAUUGCAUUUGCCGGAAAUCUCAGGCGCAGAGUGUGCGAAUGCACGGAGGCCAAGGAAAUAAGAUUAAUUGGAGCUUCUGAAAUGGAUUUUAAUUGUUAUUUAAUAAGGAAUACUGUGAAUUCCCCGUGGGACAAAAGGCAACGACAGGCUCAAGAUUUUGGCAAGCCUAAUGCAAUUAUUAGCCCAGAGGUGAGAAGGGAGAACGAGCAUGGGACCAUAUGGACUUAAAUUGGAGAGGUUUUUCUUGGUAUAAUUAUACUGGUCAGGAAUAAUUUGUCUCUAUAGUGGAAACUUUACACGUACUCUUCCCUAAUGCAACAUACGAAUAAGGAAACAGGAAGAGCUAUUUAAACCGAUUUCAGUUUGUACUAGAAACAGAUUUCCAAAAAUAAUAUCUUACUAUUUUUAAUAUUUUUCGAG
This is a messenger RNA of Drosophila biarmipes, 1408 nucleotides long. RefSeq lists its product as uncharacterized. Bases 369 to 731 code for a protein of 120 amino acids. NCBI's taxonomy places the organism in Eukaryota, Metazoa, Arthropoda, Insecta, Diptera, Drosophilidae. The record is from RefSeq and is a predicted model, not a curated record. The transcript is spliced from 2 exons.